CUGGUAAAUAGGAAGUGCGGCCUUCUCUCUAAUUAUGAUUAGCGUUGUCGUCUAAUUUCCCAUCCACUAUAUGUGUGUGGUGUUAGGGCAAGAGUGGGUCGACAGCACAAUGAAUUCUGUAAAGUUUAGUAAAAGUAGCGGAUCGUUUAUUUCGUAUAUUAACUUUGAAGAGAGGAAAGGUGAAACACCGCCAACUAGCACAACUACACCACUGUCACAGGCUGACGAGGAUAUGGCGAGUUCGGCAGUCAGUUGGCUCGAGGACUGCUGCCAACCGCGUUUAUCGCCUAAAGAAGUUGUGCUCAACACUGUUACCAGAGUGCUCAAGUUCGACACGUUCGGCGAUCUUAACUCAGGCGUUAAUGGUGCGUUGUAUUGUACCAACUUGAAGCUUAGCUUCGUACCAAUGAAGAAUCUUUCCGAGCUGCUGGAAAUCGGCACAGACGAGUCGUGGCCCCUGGGGGCGUUUGAUGUUUGUCUCACAAACAUCGAAAGCGUCGAGCAGCUGAGUGGCGGUCGACGCAAACGGCUAGGCGCAUCGGCGGGGCUUGCCGUACCCGUGGAAACUAUCCAAAUUAUUUGCAAGGAUUUUCGAGUGUUCACGUUCUCGUUCCGCUUUUCGCCGGCCGAAGAUGUGGUCAAGGCGUUGGACUAUCUCGGUCGCCAUCCGUUCGUUAAUUCGCCUGACCGGCUGUUUGGGUUCGAAGAGCCGCUCCAACAGACCGUCGCUGGCUCGAAAAUGCAGAUAUCGAAAAUCACAGAUGACUUUUUAUCAUGCUAUGAUCCGGCAGCCGAAUGGGAAGCGGAACUAAAGCGCUGCAAUGCCACUGACGCUUUUAGAGUGACCGACCUAAACAAGAGUUUCAGUUUCAGUGAAUCUUUGCCACGAAGAUUUGCUAUACCGAAGCAUAUUACGGAUCACAAAUUGGAUAUCGAAUCUAAACAUUAUAAGGAUCAUCGGGUACUUGUGUGGAGCUUCACAAAAGGCUCGACACAUCUUCUUCGCGGCUCAUCGCCGGAUUCGUCAAGUUCGAAAGACUCCCGUUAUCUCAGUUUACUCGAGUGUCAACGCUCUGAGCUGGAGGAGUUUGAUAUCGAACUUUCGUGUCCUGGAGUGCGUGAGAUCCAGCAGAGCUAUACUCGACUAAUGGCAAUGUGUACGCCAAGUAACAUGCAAGAAUUGGAUGAAAUUGAUGCACACUUUUUGUCUAGGAUCGAGGAGACCCGCUGGCUAACAAAUGUGUCGUUAUGCCUUAAAGAGGCUCAAAAGGUCGCGGUUGCUGCGGUGGACCCGAAGUAUAAAUUCGUUUUAGUUCGUGAACGAACUGGAGUGGAUAUGUGCGCCGUAAUUUGUUCUUUAGUGCAAGUGAUUCUGGAUCCCCGGUGCCGAACGCUACGAGGUCUGGAGAACUUGAUUAGUCGGGAAUGGGUAGCUAUGGGACAUCCAUUUGCGGAACGACUUGGGCAUAUCCGCGGUAUUAGCUGUAACAACACGCCGCUAGAGCCUGCGCCGAUGUAUCUACUUUUCCUUGAUUGUGUGUGGCAAUUGUUACAGCAAUUUCCGACCUGUUUUGAAUUUUCGGAGACUUUUCUCUGUCGCAUGUGGGAUCAUUGCCUUGUUAGUCUCUAUGAGGCUUUCGUAUUUAACAAUCACAAGGAGCGAAGUAAGGCAAAGCAGAACGGGUCGAUGUAUCGGCGCUUGUUUGACUGGUCCGAUUGGUUGGGCCCACAAGACCUUGAGCUGUUCCGAAAUCCCUUCUACCUUCUCAGUAAUAAUUUUCGAAUAAAGGAAAAUCCAUUAGAAUUAGACUAUACGGUUAAAGGUCUCGACUUAUGGUCGCAGUGCUAUUUCCGUUGGAUUCCGAAAUCGGAAGUCGUCAAUGGCGAUCCUGCGAUGCUGUUCACCUUUCAUCUCCGAGUCGCCAAGGACAUUGAAUCAUUGAACAAGCAAUUGGAAUCGUUAAACAUGAAUGCGCAAUCGGAAGGCGUGCAACUUCGCAAUUGCAAUAAGAAACGACUGCCUUCCGAUGAAUUCUUGGCAAACGCGCGUCGAACGUCGCGUUUGAUAAAACCCGGCUCAGAUUUAAAAAUGAACGUAAUCACCUCUUCCUUCCCAUUUGCCCCUCCUGGUCCAAUUGAUUGGGGUUCAUUCCAUGCUAGCUGCCACACGUCGCAAUUGUCAGCUGUUCUUGGCGAUAUACAAGAAGAUGGAGCUGAUGCCCAAGAAGCGCCCCGAUGAUGCGUCGACCUCGUCGCUUUUAGUCUUUAUUAUCAUUAUUCACCCUUUUUUGUUCUCGGGCUAACUAAAUUUGGGCAAGAAAUAAAACAUAUAUAAAUUAUCUGUAUAGAGCACUAAGUCAAUACGGGUUAAAUAUGUAUGAAGUGAGGGAAGCAAUACAGUGUGCAAUGUUGCUACACGUAUAAAAAUACAUUAGAAUAUAUAUAUUGCACGCAACAGCGUGUGUUGGCAAACCAUGAUGCAUUUGAUUUUGUCAAGUUAACCAUUCGCAAGAAGACCAACAUUUGCUAUGUGCGUUCAGGCUCUGUGAAUUUGUCUUGUUAUCGAGUUUUGCAGACAAAUAGAAUCCUAGUAGGGAGUAUUUUCACCAGGAAGUGGUUCCCAAGACAAAUACGGGCAAGUUAUCGCAAGAUCCAGCUUGAUCGCUUUUUAAAGUGUAAAAAAAUACCCGUUAGUUAAAUAGCUGAUAUUGGUAGUUGUAGUGGCGUUAGUUAAAAUAUUAGUUACCGAUAAAUACUACUAUCAAGCUCAUUGGACUAGCGAUACUAUGAACGAAAAUACCACAGUAAUAAAAUUAGUAAAAGUCAAUGUUAAUAUUAUUACUGCAAUUAUAUUGUACUAAUUAGCUUAGUAGUUAAAAGUCAGUGAGGUGGCUGUAUGUUGAAACAAAAUUGGUAUGAGAAGAGUAUAUAAAUGGAAUAAAAAAGCUAUUGGAAGAGUCCGCUGAGGAUGUAUGAAGCUAAAAACCAAUGAAAAUAUUAUUGUAUGAGAAAUGAGUAGACUGAGAUUAUCAAUAAAGAUUUUGUAUCGACAUGGUAUGCUGAUGUCUGAUUUUGUCGUAUACGUUCUGACGUAAAUGCACGAAUCAACAUUACUUGAAAAUUUCUUGCAAUUAAUAGUUUGAGUGGUAAAGUCUUCAUGAAGAAAAUAUUGUAUCAGGUGCUUAAAUGGCAGAGAAUUAGGCUAGCUGCCUUUCAUUCAGCGACUUGUGGCGCUAAAAUUACGAUUGAUUGAUUUUGGAGACUCAUGUUUAUUAAUAAAUGCUUGGUCCAAUAGGAUUGUCCCAUUCGAAGGUUUUUCAUCGAUAGCUCUUUAUGCACUUAACACCUCGCUUGUUAAGGUUUCUAGGCCAGAUAUAAUUUGCAAAUACUUAGGAUUAUGCUUUUCCGGUAUAACUAAGUGACUAGAAAAUAUGUCUUUGAAGUUAUUUGCACUUCAGUGUGGGUUGAGCUGAUUUUCACCUUUUACUGAAGCUUACCAACUUACAAAGUGACUUUAAGGUGUUUUUACAGGCAUUGUUCGUGUAUUGUGUACAUGUUUCGUAUAAGCUAAAAUUGUUCAGUGCGAUAACCUUGUGAUUACAGAUAAGUUCAUUAUGAAAUUAGGAAAAAAUGUGAGUAGUCUGUUGGACUUUACAGAUAAGUACAGGCUGAAGCGGUUCACGUCGUGUUUUUGUUUUAUUUUUGGUGUUCUGCAGUGCGAUCGGAGAGAAAGAGGCAGCAUUUAUGCAUCCUAUGGUUGUUUGUUUCGUUAUUUAAUUACACUUAUACAGGCGGUGUUAUUAUUGUAGCAUGAACCAGCCCACUAUAAAUACGAUCGGAGUGUGAUAAGUGUAUUUUGAGGAAACGUAAGGGCAAAUAACAAUUAGAUGAUAAUAGAGGUAAUGUCGUUACUAAAGGUACAUGCUCUCCCUACGUUAAUAAUUAUGCAUUGUCAUUAUUAUUAAAAAUACGUAAGCUAUAUCAACUUACGGCGAUUUCCAUAGAUAAGCGAUGCUGCGCUAGAUCUUCGUUAUUAUAACGAUGGCUUAGCAAAGAUACACAAUCUACUUUUGACGCUUCAAAUUAAUAUGUCGUUGAGGACCCAUAUAAGUUUUUGGAGCAUUAAGUAACAUUUUGGAAGGUUACCACUUUAAAUGGAAUUAUUUAUUUACGGAUUACGUAUUUCAUAUUAUCAUGCCAACCAAUAAUACUGGCGAGCGCUUUGUAGGAAGUGUCACACGGUAUGUCAGCUAAAAAAUGUCCACUUUUUUAGAGAAUACAUCAUGGAAGACUGACAAAUAGUUGGUGAAAAUGCACUGCGAAGAUGCACAUACUUUUCACACUUCAGAUAUGGCUAUAUGUUAUCGCAAAAAUACCUCCUGAUGCAUACAUUUAAAUCGAUGGUGAUGGGUUGGAUUUAUAUGAGAUUUAUCAAGAAAAAUUACCGAGAAAGAAGAAGCUCCAAGUGUGGUUCCAUUUUUUCGUAAAAUCAAGAGUUGCUGAAUGUUGUACCUCUCAAGUCUAUCUUCCAUAUAUAGCGUCUAUUUCGAGACAUACAUUAAUGUCAAAUGUAUUUGGUUGCAUAAUCUAAAUACAUGGGUU
This is a messenger RNA of Varroa destructor (honeybee mite), 4602 nucleotides long. RefSeq names its product myotubularin-related protein 10-B. Gene Ontology annotation, cellular component: membrane; cytoplasm. NCBI's taxonomy places the organism in Eukaryota, Metazoa, Arthropoda, Arachnida, Mesostigmata, Varroidae. The record is from RefSeq and is a predicted model, not a curated record. Gene Ontology annotation, biological process: phosphatidylinositol dephosphorylation.